This is a messenger RNA of Synchytrium microbalum, 4974 nucleotides long. RefSeq lists its product as uncharacterized. The record is from RefSeq and is a predicted model, not a curated record. The coding region runs from base 1 to 4974 and encodes 1657 amino acids. Gene Ontology annotation, molecular function: DNA polymerase binding. Gene Ontology annotation, biological process: interstrand cross-link repair; mitotic intra-S DNA damage checkpoint signaling; double-strand break repair involved in meiotic recombination. NCBI's taxonomy places the organism in Eukaryota, Fungi, Chytridiomycota, Chytridiomycetes, Synchytriales, Synchytriaceae. Gene Ontology annotation, cellular component: condensed chromosome; nucleus. The transcript is spliced from 27 exons.
AUGUUGGGAAAUGGAAACAUGCCAUCGCAAGCAGGAAGCUCGCAGCGUUCAACGCAACGGGACAAAGCUAUAGACAUCCUAGCCCGCUGUGGCCUCAAAAUAACUUCACAAGCUGUAGAAAACUUGACUGUAGAUCAAGCUGUCUUUAGAGACAGAGUCGCCGCCGAACUAAAUGGAAAGGACGCUUCAAUAAAGACCUUCUUGGACUCGCUACAGGAAUAUCUGGAUGCCCAAGUAUUUCUCAAGAGUGCCUUGUUGCCUCUGAAGCUUGAUGGGCCCUCUACAAGCUGGAAUUCAGAAAACUCGCUGAUUCGUGUCCUCUUGAGAAUCGAUUGCCUUCAAGUUCGACUAGUAGAAAUACUCGUGUAUUGUCUACCUCACUACAUUGAUCUUCCUUCUGAAGGGCUUGACCUCUCUGAAAACAUGCCACGUCUCAUCAUGAACCAAUUUAGGUUCUUGGAUCAUGUCGUAAGCCCAAAGGACAUGUGGAAAUCCAUCUCGGAAAUGUUGGAAGCUGCUCCAGCAAUCAACAUUCAACGAGAAAUCAUCUCUUGCCUGCCAGAGGUUAUACUUGAGUCCGAGCACAAGUUGGUAGCUGCUUGUGUCAUGGACCUGAUGAAGUCAAAGUCUGAUUUAAUGAUACCGAUAAUGGACAUUCUUGGCAGUCUACAAGUUGACGAUGAGACUAGGGAGGCAAAUCGAAAAACAAUGAUUCGCCAACUUGAUAAGAUGGAAUUGGAAGUCAUUCCAGUCGUGUUAAAAUAUCUGCAUGCCUCAUCGGACUCUGGGGAAGCUGCAGAACUCCUAGUCAAAGACCUUCGCAAAUAUCUUAAAUUUGAGAGUAUUGCUGAAGUAUUACGAAACAAGAACCUCUCGGAUCCUAAAGGAAAGAAGGCUGCUAUAUCUCAAGCUGUCAUCUUAGAUGCAUUCAAAGUCGGAAUGUUGAAUGCAGCAACAUAUUUAUGUGCUGGCUGGUUCAAAGUGAUUGAAGCAACCGAGGGGCAUCAAGCUUUAGAUAUCUUGAUUCUCAUCAUUGCCCUGGGCUUUGAUCGCAAGACUCGAAAGGAGGCUGAACGAAUAUUUAGGAGUAAAAUUGCUAGUGGUCUCUUUUCGCGUCAAUUGAUUGCAGAUACCAUUGAAAAUCAUUUCGAAGGAUUGCAAAUGUAUCGAGCAUCAUUGCUUGAACUACCAGCAAUGUUGUUACGAACAAACCAGUCUUCGAAUGUGGCUAUAGCCGAAGUCAUAUAUUGUAAUUCCUUCGUUGUGUUUGAUCAUACAUUCAGACAGGAAGUCAUUGCGUCCUUGGUGACGAAUGUUGGGAGUGGUAUUGAAGCUGAGGUGGACUCGACCUUCCAAGUGCUCUACCAACUGGUGGACAAGCAUUCACGUGAAGUAAACGAGUUUUCAAUUUUUAUCAAGAGUUUGCUCGAAUCUCUGGAUUCAUUAACGGAGAAUCAAGUGCGGUUGCUAUUCGAUGUGUACAGUGGCCUUGCCAUCGAAUCUCGAGCCAUGGACGUAAAUGAAACGGUGGUGACGUAUGAGUCAUCACUCUUAUCAGACAUGCGUAUCAUCAUGAAGAAGGAAUUGACCUACAAUUCCGAAAGACACAAACGCAUCGGUAUCUUUUGUGCUCUCGCUCUUGUCCGUCGACUUGGCAAACCUCUGGAUCCGAAUGCUGAUGAUGAGGAGGACUUAGAACAACAUGAUGAGACUGGGAUCAGGCAAGCCAUUGAGAUCUUGAAGCAGAUUAUGGAGUCUUGCAAAGAAUCUAUGUCAUGUCUGGGCUUAGCAUAUCAUGAACUAGCCUACAUGAUCUCUCAAAACAACCUCGACAUGGUAAUUGUUGAAUGGCUGUUCGCCCAUGUCGCUGAAUCGUUGCCGGGUCUCUUUCUAAUUCCGAACAUGGAGGAGAUGGUGGAUAUUGUACCAAUACCCCAAACCCUAUGGAUGGCUAUUGAUAUGCCCGACGCCGGUAUAGCCAUCUUUCCACGCGUAUGUGGUGUAUUGCCUACAGGAACUGUAGGAGAAGGCAGAGACGAGAUAAGCAAAAAAUUGCUCAACUUGGCUACCGAAAAUCCAGCCAUGAUUGUAUUGCUCUGUCCACUCUUCAAGUUGGCUCAGACUAUUGAAGCAUCUCUCAACAAGAAUCGAGAUGGUGUUGCGGAUUUGUUGAAAUUGGGACUUGUUAUGCCUGGUCAACUUGAAGAGCUUGGGACUUCUGUCACCAAUGCUGAAGGCGCACGAAGAAAGCAAAUCUAUUCCUCGCUGUUUUAUGGUAUUGGAUGGUUGCGAGAACUCUUGAAUGCAUUCACUGAAACCGAUAACAAGGACACAAUUCGUAACUGUGUCACUCGUAUCGACCACAUCCUGGUCCUUGAGGAGGAAUUCAGUAAAAUCUUUACCUCUCUCAAGGCAUUUACACCUCAAGGACUUGACAUUGAUCGUGCAAACGAAAUUAGAACCGUCGAAUGGACUACCGGAGGGUUUAAUGGUGGAGCCAUGAGCCUGUCUCAAGAAACUCCAUCUCAAUACCCUGGCUCUGCCGGUAAUUAUGGCCAAGCUGGUGCUAGUAGAGCGGGUGGACCGUCUAAACGAAAGACUCCGCCUUCUGACGAUGAAGACGAAGAAGAAGAGGAAUAUGAGACGUCUUCUACUAAUAAUCGUCGUAAAAGUAAUUACAGUAAUGUUGAAGAUGACGACGAAGAAGAGUCUAGUGGUAGUCGAUCCACGACGUCAAAAGUAGCAAAAGGGAAGGGUAAAGCAUCUGCCUCUAGUAAGAGUGGUGCUGGUACUUCGAAAAAGAAUGCUGCUGGUAAGAAGGGGAAGGAAAGUGCUGAAAAGGGUAGUAAGAGUAGUACUGGUGCUGGUCGUAAAGCCAAAAAGCCAAAACUGAUUGCUGAUGGUGAAGUGCUGGUACUGACUAGCGUAGCACAAGCUCGGUCGCAUUUUAGAGAGCUUGAGAUGUGCGUAUUCAGCCUACUAAAUCUCAACGAAUCUGAAGAAGACAUGGAAGUCUUGACGACACCCACCUUGCAAUUCCUCAUGCAAGAGUUGACUCAAAAGGUCGUCUUUAUGCUCCCUAUACCAACCAGACCUGCUAAAGCUGAUGCAUCACGAACAGGAGCUGCUGCUGCUAAUACUAGCACGACAUCAUCUAGCAGUAGUGCUCGACAGACUGGAUUUGAUUUAUUGUCGCGUAUGAAAACCAAAGAGUUUCUAGAAAUCAUGAUGAAACUGGUGUCUCCUCUCUGUGCUACUCUGGAUCGUCUUGUGGAGAGUUUAGGACCGAGAGCUCCUCCUGAACCUGUAGAAAAAGGGCCAGACGAUCAGCGCUCGGCAACUAUUGAAACUCUCAAGCUUACACUGAGAUGCUUCCAUCAUUUGGUAAUGAAUCCAGACGCUCGAGUUCUUCACCAGAAAUUCUUGACAGCAGUCUUGCGAAGGAAUGGAGCCAACACACCACAUCGACUAUCCUCUCUGGUCCAACGAGCCUUUGAAUACUUUGUUGGACAUGCUGCUCACAUGCCCACAAUCGAAGCUGGUGUGUUGCUACUCCACGUAAUCGAAGGUGUCACUAGUAUGGCUCCUGUAGACGCAACUGAUGACUAUCGGAAGGCCCUGCAAAAGCCUAUCUGUGAUGUCGCUGCUGAUUUCUUGUCCUUUGAAUGGUCUGAUAAACGUAAACUCAAGCCCGAUAGCUUGGUAUACCUGUUACAGAAAAGGAUAUCACUGUCUGAUAAUGCUGCUUCAAUCUUGAGAGACUUUGUCUUCAAUGUCUUUAGUGCGUUGUGGGCUAAAGCAGAUGAUGCAGAGGACGCUGAUGAGAAUCUUGGAGUUCUUGCUCAGCAUGCGUUCCUUGAUAAGACUACUGCUAUAUCCUACUACAAGGUGGUCUUAUCAGAACUAAACAAGGACCUCGAAUCAGCGUGUGAACGGACAGCAGAAAUCGAAACUCAAUUGGAUGAGAUUGAAGAAGCAACAACCAUCUUCAAGUGCAUUACUGAAUCCUUGAAAAUCAAGGGCCUCAAGGAUAAUAAGGAUACUCGACCAGUAUUCUUAGCAGUGAUGAGGGAAUCCAAGACUUUCUUGAACCUAUUCAACAAGAUUGUCAUGAAGGUCUUUGCCAGCAAGUUUGCCCAGCAUCAUUUCAGGAUUGUGGAGAUUCUGAAAUUAGUUCAAAAGCCUACAAGGACUUUGCAGGCACUUUGCAACGACGUCAAGACCAGUCAGGAAAAGACGUUCAUGAGUCUUGCACCUCAACUACGUAAAGUGUUGGAAACGCUUAUUGAAGGUGUCAAGCAUAUGAUGAAAGCAAACAAGUCGAGAGGUGCAUUCAGAAUUGCAAACCUCAAGCACAAGAACGUCGCGGGACAAGUUGUGUCAAGUCAGAUGCCGUUCCCUGCUGAAAAGACAAAACGAAGAGGGAGACCCUCACAUUCAGGCUCUUCAUCUGAAGGAGACGAGGAAGAGGCUUCUCCCCGUAAAAAACGUGGCGCAAAAAAACGUGCUGCCAAAAAGUCAAACUCGUCAUCAAAAGCUCCUCCAAAAAAGAAGCAGAAACGUGCUUCCGACGAAGAACAGGAGGAGGAAGAGCAAGAUGAACUCGAAGACGAUGUUGAAGAUGACGGCGAUUCUGGUAAUGGUGGAAAGCAUCAUCAGAAGAAGAGAAAAAGUCGUAGCAAUGCGCCACCAGCUUCAGCUCGACUCCAGUUUCACGAUGAUGAAGCUGAAGAAGGAGAUGAGGAAAUGGGAGAUGCUGAUGAGGAGGAAGAAGGUGGUGCUGGUAAUUUUGAUGACUCAGACCGUGAGAGGGAUGAACUUGAAGAUGAUCGAACUCUCAUAAGUUUAGGAGAUGCAAAACGUAUAAAGGUUGAAGAGACUGAAGAUGAGCCGCACGAGGUAGAGGAGGUGCCAGAAGAGGACGAAGAAGAAAUGCAAGAGGAGGAAGAUGAAGAUGUGAUAAAUAGCGAUUGA